This is a messenger RNA of Canis lupus familiaris (dog), 2958 nucleotides long. RefSeq names its product FAST kinase domains 5 (gene FASTKD5). The record is from RefSeq and is a predicted model, not a curated record. Lineage: Eukaryota; Metazoa; Chordata; Mammalia; Carnivora; Canidae. The transcript is spliced from 3 exons. Gene Ontology annotation, biological process: regulation of mitochondrial mRNA stability; mitochondrial RNA processing. Bases 281 to 2710 code for a protein of 809 amino acids. Gene Ontology annotation, cellular component: ribonucleoprotein granule; mitochondrial matrix. Gene Ontology annotation, molecular function: RNA binding.
UGGGGGGAAUGCAGUGAGGUUUUUUGUCGCACUUGUCAUUACACUUUCACGUGCGUGCUAACUUGGGGAUCUGGAGAUUGAGGUGGUAGGCCUGUGGCAGAGCCCGAGAUUUUGCAUUCCUGACCAGCGCUUCCAGUUAGCAUGGCUGUCUUUCACCAUCUGGCUCCCUUCCUCUAACUUCUGGACUAUAGUUUAAACGAAGCUAUUCGGCUUUGCUCAGACCUGUAUCUGGAAGGUGGAAAGUAUCUGGCACCAAUUCUGGCCCAGUCAUUUGUGACCCAUGGCUCUUGCGAUAUGCCGAAGAUUUCCAGGCAGUUUCUGUGGAACGCCUCCCCGUCCAGCUCUAAUCAAGCACCAUAUAAACAAGAAAUUGCCUGGACAGACCUGUGAGGACUGUGUUCUGACUGGCAGAAUGAUCCAUACUGACGCCAGAAUGGCAGCCACCCUCAAGUUCUUAAAACCUUUAGGAUAUCAAGCGUUUUGCAACCCUUUUGCCUACAGUGCUACCCAAAGUGUGACAUACUGGAAUGUGGGAAGCUGCACAUGGCAGACGGAACAGGACCCUCCAGAACACAGCAGCCUCUGCCAUCCUGCCAAAAAAGUUGAGAACAUUAAUAGCACUUCCUCUUCUCAGAGACUUCUGACAACCAGCAGUGCCCUCCCAGGUUCGGAAACCAGCAGGGCUCCUGCCUCUCAGGCCAGCACGUUAAAGUCGGGCUCACCCAGGGCUGCAGGAGUUGUUGAAGAGGAUAUAGAAAUUUUUGAUUCCUUUGAAGACCCCCGAGGUUUCCUACAGCUAAGGCCAGAGUACCAGCUUCACAGCUAUAACAGAUCUGAGACUUGUCAGCCCCUUUCUGUUUCAGAAGGUGAAUUAAUUUUGCACAAAGUCACAGUUUAUCAAGGUAAUCUCCAGCCUCAAGUCAUUGCUGAGUAUUUCUGUAAGCUGAGCUCUCUGCCUGCAGAGCAGCAUCAUGUUGUGCUGUCCAGUACCAGGUUUGCUUUGCUCUGCCAGCUAAGUGUGAAAAAUAUACAACUCUUUGAUGUCCCAGAUCUGAUCAAUAUUUUGAAAGCCUUUGUCAACCUAGGAAUCCCUCCAUCCCAUUCAAUGCUAGGUGUGUAUGAAACCAGAUUUUGCAAUAAGGUGUGGGAGAUGAGUGUGGAUCAACUUCUCUUGGUGGCUGACCUCUGGCGUUACUUGGGCCGCAGAGUACCUCGGUUUUUAAAAAUCUUCUUUAGUUAUCUUAAUUUACACUGGAAAGAGCUAUCCUUGUCCCAGCUGAUUCACUUAAUUUAUAUUAUAGGUGAGAGUCGUCAGGUACCCCAAGACCUCAUGCAAAAAUUGGAAUCGUUGGUUCUCAAAUACAUAGAUUUGAUCAAUUUAGAGGAGAUUGGUACAAUCUGUUUGGGAUUCUUUAAAUCAAGUAGUAGUCUCUCUGAAUAUGUCAUGCGGAAAAUUGGAGACUUGGCUUGUGCUGACAUGCAGCAUCUGAGUAAUUAUGCCUUAGUGAAUAUUCUAAAAAUGUUCCGUUUCACGCACGUGGAUCACGUAAAUUUCAUGAAGCAUUUUGGCCAGAUUGCUCCUCAACGAAUUCCUUUUCUUGGAGUUCAGGGUGUCAUGCAUCUGACUCUUGCUUGCUCAGCCCUACGUGUCCUGGAUGAAGGGCUAAUGAAUGCUGUGGCUGCUUCUUUGCCUACGAGGGUGGCAUACUGUCGAAGUAAAGAUAUAGCCAAGAUCCUGUGGUCAUUUGGAACUCUGAAUUAUAAGCCACCCAAUACAGAAGAGUUUUAUUCUGCCCUGAUAAAUGAGAUUCACAGAAAGAUGCCUGAGUUCAAUCGAUACCCAGAGCACCUGCUCACUUGCCUGUUGGGCCUGGCAUUUUCUGAGUACUUUCCAUUUGAGCUCAUCAACUUCGCUUUGAGUCCAGAGUUCGUCAAGUUAGCUCAGGCGAGAAGUAAGUUUGAACUCACUAAGGAGCUGUAUACUCUUGAUGGUAUAGUUGGCACUGAGUGUCUAGAUUACAGAGGCAAUCGUCUUAGUGCUCAUCUUCAGCAAGAAGGGUCAGAAAUGCUGUGGAAUUUAGCAAGGAAGGAUAUGUGCUCAAAGCCUGAAUUCCUAGAAGCUCUCUUUUUACUUGAGACCAUGUUGGGUGGGUCUCAGUACAUCAAACACCAUAUGAUUUUGCCUCAUACCCGAUCUUCUGACUUAGAGGUCCAGCUUGAUGUUAACAUGAAGCCAUUGCCAUUUAACAGAGAAGCCAUACCAGUUGAAGAAGAAGCCACAUUAAAGCUUAAGCAUGUGGGAGUCAGCCUUACAGAUGAUUUGAUGAAUCAGCUACUCCAAGGAAAAUCAAGAAAACCUACCCAGGGAGAAACUGAGUCAGAAACUGAGCCACGGGCAAGAGAAUUAGAGAAGACAGCCAUACAUUUAGGGAGCUCCCCUUGCAGUAUGGCAGACAGAUUAGGGGCAGACAGAUUAGCCUGCAUGCAGGCCCCACAGGUGAAGCUGGCCAUUCAGUUGACAAACAAAAACCAAUAUUGCUAUGCUUCCAGAGAUCUGCUUGGACUGCACAAUAUGAAGAGGCGGCAAUUGAAUCAGCUUGGGUACCGUGUGGUAGAGUUAUUCCACUGGGAGUGGCUCCCACUACUGAAACGAACUCGCUUAGAAAAGCUGAUGUUCCUCCAUGAGAAGGUUUUCACUUCUACUUUCUGAACGGCUUUAAGGGACAUUGUUACUCAUAAAUGCCCUAGAGGUACAUUAUACAAGGUGUUGGGAAACAGUUAUAAAAGCUAGAAUAUAGGUUUGGUAAUAAAAUCAUCUGUUGAGGAGACUUAGCUGUGUUCUUAUCUAUGGCAAAGUGAAGUUACUGUGUGUUACCAUGAAUUAAUUGUAACCUGGUCCAGUUGUACAAGUUGUUGCUAAUUUGUGCAGGUAAUGAAUAAACCUCUUAAUAUGCCCUA